AUGAUACGUGAAAUAAUACUUGAUACUGAAACAACCGGUCUUAACGCUGAAUCAGGUCAUCGAAUUAUCGAAAUAGGAUGUGUGGAAUUAAUCAAUCGCAUUCCAACAGGUAAAGUAUUUCAUCAAUAUAUUAAUCCUGAAAGAGACAUACCAUAUCACUCCUUCAAAGUUCAUGGAAUCAGUGAAGAAUUUGUACAAGAUAAACCAUUAUUUUCGGAAGUAGUAUCUGAGUUCCUGAAUUUCAUAGCUGAUGAUAUUUUAAUAAUUCACAACGCUACAUUUGACAUCAAAUUCCUUAAUAUGGAAUUAGACAAGGUAAAUGCUGAACCAAUCUCCUUUGAGAGGGUGGUAGACACACUACAGCUAGCAAGAAAGAAAUUUGCAGGAUCUCCCGCUUCUCUGGACGCGUUAUGUAAGCGUUUUGAUAUAUCCUUGGAAGACAGAGAGCUCCAUGGAGCGCUGGUUGAUGCUCACCUGCUAGCUAAAGUAUAUGUUGAGCUUACAGGAGGAUUGCAAACACAUCUGUUUGAAAAUAAGAAUGAACAGGGUAGUGAAUCUGCAUCUAAACGGGACCAUAAAACACAUAAUCUAACUUGUAGAGAAUAUCAACCAAGUAGUGAAGAAAUAGAUGCUCAUCAGGAACUGUUAAAACAGAUCAAGAAUCCUCUUUGGAAAAAAGAAAUUGAACAAGCGAACUAG
Messenger RNA from Rhagoletis zephyria (snowberry fruit fly), 699 nucleotides. RefSeq names its product DNA polymerase III subunit epsilon-like. The record is from RefSeq and is a predicted model, not a curated record. Gene Ontology annotation, cellular component: cytosol. Gene Ontology annotation, molecular function: DNA-directed DNA polymerase activity; DNA binding; 3'-5' exonuclease activity. Gene Ontology annotation, biological process: DNA replication proofreading; DNA replication. Lineage: Eukaryota; Metazoa; Arthropoda; Insecta; Diptera; Tephritidae.